Molecule: messenger RNA, 4219 nt
Organism: Closterium sp. Naga37s-1
Lineage: Eukaryota; Viridiplantae; Streptophyta; Zygnematophyceae; Desmidiales; Closteriaceae
Source: the annotation of a GenBank genome assembly
GUACAUUGGGGUAAUGACGGAGGCAGCGCGCAUAUUCGCGCACAACUAUUCAGCUGAUGUACUGUUGCUUAACUCUGGCCCGCCCCUUCCUGAUGCCGAGCUCUACUCGCUCUUCAACAAGAAUGUGUGCGAGCUGGGAGCGCCGUGGGACUGGCCUCGAGGGCCCAUGGUGUGUCCUCUCGACAUCGUCUUUCGAGCCUGCUCCACCAUGCACACAUGGCUCGCAGCAGACGACGACCAUGUGGCAGUGCUGCACACACGCAGCCCCAGCAACGCGGGGGGAGCAUGCUUCCUCCGCUUCAUUGCUGCGUGCUACCUCUCCCACAGUACCCUGUUCCCUUCUCCCUCCCCCACCCCAACCACCCACGACCCCCCAUCGUCCCCCUCUUCCCCUUUCCCCUCCACAGCUGCCGUCUCUUAUCUUCCCCCAUCCUUGUCUUUUUCCCUCCUCUUCUCCUCCCCCAUCCUCCCCCAUCCUCCCCCAUUCUCCUCCAUCCUCCCCCAUCCUCCUCCAUCCUCCCCUAUCCUCCCCCAUCCUCCUCCGUCCUCUCCCAUCCUCCUCCGUCCUCCCUCGUCCCCCUCCCCAAUUCGUUAUCCCUUCCCCCACUCUCCCCCCCAAUCCCCCCAAUCAGCGCAGAGUUUCCACGCAGAGUUUCCCAGUGCGUGGCAGGCCCUUGUUUCUCUCCCCCAACCCCUCGGCCAACCAGAACUCGCCACGUGGCACCCCCUCCCCCCCGAAGAGCUGGGGGAGGGGAAGGGGGAGCAUGGGGGACAGGGGGAGCUUGGGGGGAAUGGGGCGCUGGGGCAGCAGAGGGAGGAGUGGGGGGAGGUGGUGGGGGGAGGGCAGACGGGCAGCAUGGGGCAGCAGCGCUACUGCACCUACGUGGACGAGUUUGUGAAGGCAGGGCGAGGGGAUGAGGUGGGCAGCACGGGGCAGCAGCGCUACUGCACCUAUGUGGAUGAGUUUGUGAAGGCUGGAUGGGGGGACGAGGUGGGUGCUGUGCGGUGCUAUGGAUCCCUCUCAACAAUCACUCUACCCUUCCCACCCCACUCCCCCCUCUCUCGCCCUUUCCCCUCCCCCUGUCAGCCAUCACUCGCCUCUCUGCCGCCCGCCGCCCCAAUUCUUCGCAAGCUCAUUCUCAGCGCAUGCCCAUCCAUUGAUGGGGCCGGCGUUUUUCGUCCAUAUCUUAAGGUGUUUCGGAGGGGAGCAGAAGUGAGCAGCAGUGUCUUGCCUGGGGAGGUGAGGCUGGGGGGAGUGAGGCUGGGGGGAGUGAGGAAUGGGGGAGGUGAGGUGUGGACGAAGAGGAGGGAAGAGGCGGUGAAAUAUGGGCAGGUUGCACCUGGACAGGUAGCAUUUGGACAGGUAGCAUCUGGACAGGUAGCAUCUGGACAGGUAGCAUCUGGACAGGUAGCGUCUGGACAGGUAGCAUCUGCACAGGUAGCAUCUGGACAGGUAGCAUCUAGCCAAUGCGCAUAUGGACAGAUAAUAUCUCGAGAAAAAGGCAACAGCAGCAGGGACGAGAGCGAGCCUGUGUUUGUCUUCGCCUUCCACUCGGCGUUCCUAUGCAUCGGCCUCACCCGAAUAACCCUUCACGAGCUUGACUGUGCAUACGGGGGGGACAUCCAAGUGCCUGCGGAUUUCUUCAUCGACGUGCUUAUAGAUAUGCCGCAGCCACGUGGCGGCACGCCAUUGGCCGACGCCGCCAACCCCGACGGCGCGCCAGCUGGCAUGAUGCUGACGUGGCAGCAGCUGCUGGCGGCGUACCGGGACGACUUUGUGGAAGCUUCUAGGAAGCAGCGGAUGGCUCAAGGAAGGGGAGAGACGAGGCUGGGGAGAGCAGAGGGAGAGAGGAGUGAGCGAGAGGGAGAGAGGAGUGAGCGAGAGGGAGAGAGGAGUGAGCGAGAGGGAGAGGAAGGGUUGAAUGGGAGAGGUAGCAGGACGUUUCCAUCGGAUCAGCAGGAGCGUUUCAAGCCGGCGUUUUCUCAAAGCGCUCUCGCCACGGAAGCAGUAGACGGGAGGGGCAGGUCGGCUCCGUUGCAAGAGCAACAGAGGGACUGGAGGGGUGGAGAGGGGGAUGAGAGGAGGAGCCUGGCUCGCAGCUUGGUGACAGAGGUGCAAGCACACCCUCUCUUGCGCCACACAGGACAGCCAAGCCACCCAGACAUGCUGUCUGUGCCGCCCAUGCCGCCCGGAACGGCGUUCAUGCCGCCCGAAGUGCCGUUUUCUCGAUACAGCCUCCCUCCCACUCCCACAACGCCUCACAUGCCGCCCUCCCCCCACUCGCCCCUUCCCCACUCACCCCUCCCCCAACUUGCAUCCCUUUCCGAAGAUUUCAGCCUCUCCCAUUCCUCCUCUGCUGCUCCUCUCUCCUCCGCAAGCCAGCCGUCACAGGAGCUUGACUCUCUAGCAGAUCUCCUCAUUCGCAUGUCUCUGUCUACAGGCUCGCGCCAUAGCAUGGGCGGUGGGGGGUUGAAGGGGGGUGAACGGCAUGGCAUGGGGGGUGGGGGAUUAAAAGGGGGCGAACUGCAUGGCAUGAGGGGUGCGGGAUUAAAAGGGGGCGAACGGCAUGGCAUGGGGGGUGGGGGAUUGAAGGGGGUUGACAUGCACAGCAAGGGUGUGAGCUUUGAGCAAGGGGGGGAGAGGCACAGCAUUGGGGGUGGGAGUGUGAAGGGGAGAGCCGUGGGUGAGGGGAGCAUGGUGGGGGGUGCAGAAAGGAUGGGGCAGGAAGGGAGUUUGGGGGGGAAGGGGACAAUGGGGUUUGCGGGGGGGAUGAGGGGGGAGGGGAGCAUGGGGGGUGCGGAGGGGAUGGGGGAAGAGAGGCAGAGCAUGGGGAAUUGGGGAGUCGAUGUGAGCGCUAUAGGUGGGGAGGGGACGGAAGGUAUGGGAGGGGAUUGGGAGGGCAUGGGUAGUGGGGAUGCGAUGGGGGGAAAGUGGGAAGGCAAGGGCAUGGGAAGUGAGGAUGUGGGGGUAGUGAGGGAGGUGAGGGACGCAGGAGGAGAGUGGAGAGCAGGGGCGGGUGAAGCAAAAGGGGAUCGCUUGAGAGCAAGUGCCACUCGAGAUCCCAAGCACGUGCUGCCACCUGACCGCCUGGGCCUGCUGCUUCAGGUGAUUCCAACAGAGGAGGAGGCGGCGAAGUUUAGAGCAGUCUCUGGUGCUGCUUCAGGUGCCAUGUGUGCACCUGAGCGUUUCCUCUGGUCCAUAUCCUUGAUCCCUAGAAUGAGGAGGAAAAUCGAGGCGCUUAUGUUUGUGCGACAUUUCCACACCAUUGUCAACGAUGCUCGGGCAGUCAUAAAAGUUUUCUGUUCUGCUGCCCGAGCGAUCCGCAGCAGCAAGGUUCUCCGGGCAGCACUGGCAGCGGCGCUGGAAGUGGGGAACGAGCUCAAUCGAGGCAGCGCAAGGGGUUCAGCCCGCGGGUUCUCUCUGGAUUCCCUCGCUCGCCUGUCAGAAGUGCGAGUCACUCCCCCCUCCCACCGCGCCAAGGGCCUCGACACACUCACUCCCGCAGCUUCCCCAUUCCCGUCCCACCAGCCCCACCCCUCCCAUCCUCCGCUCCUGAUCGCCCGUGCAACAACUCUCCUCGACGUGGUGGUGAUUAUAACGAGGGGCGGCGACUCAACCAGACCAAAUGAGGGAGAGGAGGAAGCAGGGGAAGUAGGGAGCAGCCUUAUGGGCAGUUCAGUCAGAAACAAGGGAGGAGAGGAGGGAGCACGGGGAAGAGGGAAGCUUACAGUGGAGCUGGGAGCAGUUGGUGAGGCGGUUAGGAUGUCCCAAGCUGACGUGGCGGAUGCCACGUCAGCACUCGACACUGGCCUGCGAUUGGUGGAUGAGGAGGUGCGGCUUCUGCAGCAGGAGACAGAAGAGGCGAGGCUGCAGGAGGGGGAGGAGGCGGAGAAGCAACAAGUUGAGGAAAGGGAGGAGCGACAGGAGGAUGGACAGGGGGGGGGACUUGAUAGCGAGGGUGGGGCGGAGAGGCAGCGGAAGGGGAAGGGGGUAAGGCAGGGCGGGCUGCUGGCGGUGCUAGCAGAGUUCAGAUUGAAUGCAAGGAAGGAGAGGGAGGAACUGGCCAAUGAUGCUGAAGAGUGCAGGUCAACGCUUCGACAGCUGGCAUGCUAUCUUGGAGAGUCAAAACCCCAACCCUCAACUUCAGAUGCACUGUUCGCAUCCCUGUGGUCGUUCGCCACUCUCUUUGAUCGAGCGCAGGCGGCACUUGACAUGUGA